ACCACAAACUCACCCACAACAACAACUUCAGCUCCAACUACAACCACAAGCUCACCCACAACAACAAGUUCAGCUCCAACUACAACUACAACCACAAACUCACCCACAACAACAACUUCAGCUCCAACUACAACCACAAACUCACCCACAACAACAACUCCCACUACAACCACAAGCUCACCCACAACAACAACUUCAGCUACAACUACAACCACAAGCUCACCCACAACAACAACUCCAACUACAACCACGAGCUCUCCCACAACAACAACUUCAGCUCCCACUACAACCACGAACUCACCCACAACAACAACUUCAGCUCCAACUACAACCACGAGCUCACCCACAACAACUUCAACCCCAACUACAACCACGAGCUCACCCACAACAACAACUUCAGCUCCAACUACAACCACGAGCUCACCCACAACAACAAGUUCAGCUCCAACUACAACUACAACCACAAACUCACCCACAACAACAACUUCAGCUCCAACUACAACCACAAACUCACCCACAACAACAACUCCCACUACAACCACAAGCUCACCCACAACAACAACUUCAGCUACAACUACAACCACAAGCUCACCCACAACAACAACUCCAACUACAACCACGAGCUCUCCCACAACAACAACUUCAGCUCCCACUACAACCACGAACUCACCCACAACAACAACUUCAGCUCCAACUACAACCACGAGCUCACCCACAACAACAACUUCAGCUCCAACUACAACCACGAGCUCUCCCACAACAACAACUUCAGCUCCCACUACAACCACGAACUCACCCACAACAACAACUUCAGCUCCAACUACAACCACGAACUCACCCACAACAACAACUUCAGCUCCAACUACAACCACGAGCUCACCCACAACAACAACAUCAGCUCCAACUACAACCACGAACUCACCCACAACAACAACUUCAGCUCCAACUACAACCACGAGCUCACCCACAACAACAACUUCAGCUCCAACUACAACCACGAGCUCACCCACAACAACAACUUCAGCUCCAACUACAACCACAAGCUCACCCACAACAACAACUUCAGCUCCAACUACAACCACAAACUCACCCACAACAACAACUCCAACUACAACCACGAGCUCACCCACAACAACAACUUCAGCUCCAACUACAACCACGAACUCACCCACAACAACAACUUCAGCUCCAACUACAACCACAAGCUCACCCACAACAACAACUUCAGCUCCAACUACAACCACGAACUCACCCACAACAACAACUUCAGCUCCAACUACAACCACAAGCUCACCCACAACAACAACUCCAACUACAACCACGAGCUCUCCCACAACAACAACUUCAGCUCCCACUACAACCACGAACUCACCCACAACAACAACUUCAGCUCCAACUACAACCACGAGCUCACCCACAACAACUUCAGCCCCAACUACAACCACGAACUCACCCACAACAACAACUUCAGCUCCAACUACAACCAUGAGCUCACCCACAACAACAACAUCAGCUCCAACUACAACCACGAACUCACCCACAACAACAACUUCAGCUGCAACUACAACCACGAGCUCACCCACAACAACAACUUCAGCUCCAACUACAACCACGAGCUCACCCACAACAACAACUUCAGCUCCAACUACAACCACAAGCUCACCCACAACAACAACUUCAGCUCCAACUACAACCACAAACUCACCCACAACAACAACUCCCACUACAACCACAAGCUCACCCACAACAACAACUUCAGCUCCAACUACAACCACGAGCUCACCCACGACAACAACUUCAGCUCCAACUACAACCACAAGCUCACCCACAACAACAAGUUCAGCUCCAACUACAACCACACGCUCACCCACAACAACAAGUUCAGCUCCAACUACAACCACGAGCUCACCCACAACAACAACUUCAGCUCCAACUACAACCACAAGCUCACCCACAACAACAACUUCAGCUCCAACUACAACC
Molecule: messenger RNA, 1983 nt
Organism: Triplophysa dalaica
Lineage: Eukaryota; Metazoa; Chordata; Actinopteri; Cypriniformes; Nemacheilidae
Product: mucin-5AC-like
Exons: 8
Source: RefSeq, a predicted model, not a curated record